CAGCUCAACAUCGCGAACCCGCAGACCGGGGCGCAGAAGAAGAUCGAGAUCGUCGAUGAGAACAAGCUCCGAUGCUUCUACGAUAAGCGCAUCUCCGCGGAGGUGGAGGGCGAUGAACUCGGUGAUGAAUGGAAAGGCUACAUCUUUAAGAUCAUGGGUGGCAACGACAAGCAAGGGUUUGGGAUGAAGCAAGGCGUGUUGACGAACCAACGCGUGUUCUUGCUCAUGUCUCAGGGCACGAGUGGUUUCCGUGGGAACGGUCGCCGUAAGGGUGAGCGCCGUCGUAAGGCGUGCCGUGGUUGCAUCGUCUCCCAAGACAUCGCUGUUUUGAACUUGCUCAUCGUCAAGCAAGGCGACGCCGAGGUUCCGGGUUUGACGGAUACCGAAGUCGCGCGCUUGCGUGGUCCGAAGCGUGCGAGCAAGAUUCGCAAGCUCUUCGCGUUAACGAAGGAAGACGACGUUCGUCAGUACGUGAACACGUACCGCCGUGAGUUUGAAUCCGCGACUGGCAAGAAGAAGUCCAAGGCGCCGAAGAUUCAACGUCUCGUCACCCCGCUCGUCAUCAAGCGCAAGCACGCGCGCGCGGCGGCGAAGAAAGUUAAGCAAGCCAAGUCCAAGGCGGAAGCCGCGGAAUACCACAAGGUCCUUGCCCUCCGCAUCCGAGAACAACGCGAGCGCAGAAGCGAAUCCCUCGCCAAGCGCCGUGCG
Messenger RNA from Ostreococcus lucimarinus CCE9901, 708 nucleotides. RefSeq lists its product with no specific name. The transcript is spliced from 2 exons. The record is from RefSeq and is a predicted model, not a curated record. The annotation marks the transcript as partial. Gene Ontology annotation, molecular function: structural constituent of ribosome. NCBI's taxonomy places the organism in Eukaryota, Viridiplantae, Chlorophyta, Mamiellophyceae, Mamiellales, Bathycoccaceae. Gene Ontology annotation, biological process: translation. Gene Ontology annotation, cellular component: ribosome.